AUGGAUGCUAAGGGAAUCCAACUCCCUAUUGAUGACUGUGACGUUAAGAUGUUGACAUUGGGUUGCCGAGAAGGAGAGGCCACUGUUCAAUUUCUGGUUGCGGCACCUAAGGAAGCGAUGAAGAAUUUGAUCAAAGCUAGCAAGACUCACAGCGAUAAAGACUGUAGUGAUGAAGAAGCUGACUUGAGUAAAAAUCGAAGACUAUUCUGGCUGGAGACAUGCUCCAGAAUCUUCCUGUAUCGUGGAGGCCAUACCAAUACUGCCGGUGUUUAUUUUGCGGCGCAUGAACUCAGAGACUAUCUACAGAGCGUGGACCCAGAAGGCAAGUUCUCUGAAGUUUCGGACCGUAUUUGCUCAGAUGGAGUUGGCUUAUCACUGUCGGAUAUGUCGGAGGUAUUACAGGGCAUGAAGCAUGAGGAGGCAUUGCAAAUCAUAGGCUGUAGAGACUUGACCUCUAAGGAAGUGAAAGGCAUUAAGAAUAAUGUUACGGAAGAAUGGCAAGCACUCCUACAAGAAUCACCCACCCGAUGUUGCCUCGCUGUCUCUACCGCCUCCCUUAUAGUGGCUGGUAUAACUACAUUCUUGUUAUAUCGUUGGUUGGCUCCUACCGGUAAUUCAACCGGUCCAUUAAGUUCGAACGCCGGAAGCAAUAAUACAAAACUAUUGGACGUUGUUUCAAAGGUCGUCGCGAACACGACGGAACAAAUUUUCGGAAGAAGUAUGACCGGACAAUAUUACACUCCCAACAUGGAUGUCACCCUGGGUGAUAUUGCUACCGCCGUCGCUGGAAACUUAUCGCACGAAGCUUUGCAUAAUAUCAAUGUGAGUGAUGCUACCCAUGUGGGUGAUGCUACCCAUGUGAGUGAUGCUACCCAUGUGAGUGAUGCUACCCAUGUGAGUGAUGCUACCCAUGUGAGUGAUGCUACCCAAGUGAGUACCGCGGUCAUAACCAAGGAUACCAGCCCGAGGGGAUACGAGACCAAUACCACGGCCCAUUAUGGCACAACCGCCCAUUACGAUACGCCCUUGAAGAACGAGACAAGCCUAUUUUCGGGGGCGAGGAUAGAUCCAUCUGACUUGGCCCGACUCCUAACCAUGUGCGAGGGAGAUUGGGAGAAGUUAGACGCAAGGUUAGGUAAAUAUCCAUGCGGUGGUGGCCCUGGACAAGUGCGAUGUGCAACACCGGAAGGUACCUUCCCUGGCGCCUGUUAUCAUUUUGGAGCUCCAUGGACCUACGACGUAUUUGCUGUGAGGAAUGGUAUAAAGGCUCGUCGGUGGGGCACGGGAAAGUGCGUGGUGAAAUGCGAUCGAAAAGACAUGAUUCUACCCAAUCUGUGGGCUCAAACAGAAAGGAAUCUACCCGGGAUUCCUGAGCGCCCUGGUCCGGGCUUUCUGGACUUUACUUACACUCUCUCUGAUAUCGAGCCGCGUGAUUUUCGGGCAAUGCUGGAAGCGCGUGCACCGGUUAUAGAAAGCUGUUCAGGCUCAUGUGCUGGUAGCUGUGAGAAAGAUCGUCGUGUCCUGAACUGCUCAUGUGAUGUUGCACAGGUCAAUUGCGAUAUGAGGGAGUCAAAACAGACAAUAGAAUCAAUAGGUUAUAAUACUACUUUAAAAGAUGUGUUUAAAUUCCUAUAUCCUUACAACAUUAAGAACGAUGAUUAUGAGGCUAGCUACUGCGAAUUUGUAUGCCGUAAUAUGAGGCCCGAUAUUGCAGCCCGAGGUGGGGAAGUGCGAGUUGUAGAGACAGUGCCCGAUGAUAAUAGUUUGCUCGGUUGGAGACUGAGUAGAAAAGAAUUGAGUCUGUAUCAAGCAUCUUUCAAAGAGUGUUACCGUAAUAAGGAUUGGAUUAAGUUGAAUAAGAUUGGUCCAGAUAUAUGUAACGGUGGAAGUGGAUUGAUCAAAUGUAAGCACGAAAUAUUUGGUGGCAAGGUCCCUGCCGAUUCUCUACUCUUUGGAGAUUUCGGCAUAGUUCCGAAAAUACCCGAUAACCCUUACUCAUGCCAUCGUUUUGGUCCUCAACAUAUGGGUGUAUAUGCCGUACAGGAUGCCAUAAAACAUUAUUUAAUGAAUGUUGAAGAUUGUUCAGCACACUGCGAUACAACCCAACAAUUCUAUGAUGACAUGUGGAGGCUAGCCGAUGACAAUUUAAAAUACCUACCUGGAUAUACCAGUUAUUAUUCACCAAAAUUUGAAUAUGCCCCAUACCACUUCUCACAGGCACUUGCUGACAAAUAUCCAACAAUACGCCAAACAUCAAAUUGCGAUCGAAACAACUGUACUGCUGCUGACGACCGACUCUGUCGUGUAGCCCGUAUCGAAUGUAAGACCGAGCUCGACGAUAUUCACAAGGUUCAAUCCUUCGGAUUUAAAACCACCCUCCGCGACGCUUUCAAGAUGCUGGGUAUCCCCGCUCAUGUACCCGAUAAUACCAAAAGAGAAUGUGUCACCGAAUGCUACGGUGAAUUGUGGCCGGACACUGAUCUAUGGCCGGACACUGAUUCGAACAACAAACAACAAUCUUCCCACUGA
Gregarina niphandrodes is the source of this 2529-nucleotide messenger RNA. RefSeq lists its product as hypothetical. The record is from RefSeq and is a predicted model, not a curated record. The transcript has a single exon. Lineage: Eukaryota; Apicomplexa; Conoidasida; Eugregarinorida; Gregarinidae. Bases 1 to 2529 code for a protein of 842 amino acids.